AUGAGAAACGUUAUUCAGGAAGUUCAAAAUAAAUAUUCAUUUUUAGACAACCUUCUUACAAACUUCUGGAAGUCCUGGACUAAAUCAAAUACAACCUUCAAACUACAACUGAAAAAUAUCAAAUGGAAGAAUAAGAAAGCUGAGCCAGGUUGUGCGUACAAGCCAACAGAGAUUGAGCAAUUAGCAAAUGUAUUAACCCAUGGUAUUUGGAUAGUGCCUGCAGUAAUAUGUGCCAAUAAGUUAUUUGAACGUUCGAAAACGUCGAGCCAAUAUUUAGUAUCGUGGGUUUAUGGAGGAGCAUUAACUCUGCUUUUUACAUUAUCGACGGGUUUCCACUGUUCUUGUUUCUGUGAUAAUAAGGGUGGCAUCAAAAAUGUUCUACAUCGCUGUGAUCGUGCUAUGAUUUACAUUUUCAUAGCUGCUUCGUAUUUUCCCUGGCUACAGUUAGAAAAUCCUAACCAUUCCGCGCUUCUAAUUUGCUUGGAAUGGGUAAUUUGGUUAAUGGCAGCAAUUGGUAUCACAUAUCAACAGAUAUUUCACGAACGAUUUAAAUGUUUGGAAACAUGUUUUUACAUACUAAUGGGAUUAGGUCCGGCUUUAGCUGUGUUCGGCUCGGGCCAUGAAUUUCCUGGUAUGACAGAACUUAAAUUGGGUGGAUUUUUCUAUAUAGUGGGGAUAUGUUUCUUUAAAUCGGACGGUCUGAUACCAAUGGCCCAUGCCAUAUGGCAUUUGUUUGUGGUAAUAGCUGCCGGAUUUCAUUAUUAUGCAAUCUUAGUUCACUUGUAUCCCCUAGCAGAUAGUAAUUCCAAUGUUUAG
Molecule: messenger RNA, 816 nt
Organism: Musca vetustissima
Lineage: Eukaryota; Metazoa; Arthropoda; Insecta; Diptera; Muscidae
Product: monocyte to macrophage differentiation factor-like
Exons: 4
Coding region: 1-816 (271 amino acids)
Cellular component (GO): membrane
Molecular function (GO): pore-forming activity
Source: RefSeq, a predicted model, not a curated record